AUGUGCAUCUCGCAUGAGACAAUUAGUUCCGUGAUAGUGCAAGAGAAGGAAUCCCAACAACCUAUCUACUUUAUCAGCCGAACGCUUCAAGGGUCCGAGGGUAGGUAUCAGUUGUUAGAAAAAGUGGCACUCGGCCUUGUCCAUACAGUGCGACGACUUCGACAAUACUUCCAGGGUCAUCAAGUCGUCAUCCGCACAGAUUGCCCAAUUGCCAAAGUAUUGCGAAAACCGGAAUUAGCAGGCCAAAUGAUGGCAUGGUCCAUUGAGUUGUCAGAAUUCGAUAUCUCGUUCGAACCUAGAGGCCCUAUAAAGUCACAAUGUCUUGCCAAUUUUGUCAAUGAGUUACAGCCAAAGGGCCAUUUUGAAAACACUACCUGGACAAUGCACGUAGAUGGCUCGUCUAACCAACAUGGGAGUGGAGCUGGAAUAAUCCUGGAAGGACCGACCGGCGUAACUCUAGAACAGUCACUUCACUUUGCUUUCAAAGCCUCAAACAAUCAGGCUGAGUGUGAGGCACUACUGGCCGGCCUUCGGCUGGCACAUGAAGUCGGUGUGGCAAGGCUUCUUUGUUGGACUGACUCCAAAAUAGUCGUCAAACAGGUAAAUAAUCACUUCCAAGUCAAGGAUGCCAAUCUUUUAAAAUACUACCACCGUUUUCGUAAUAUGUGCAACCAAUUCGAAGAAGUUCAAGUCAAGUACACACCACAAGAAAACAACGGCCGAGCCGAUCAACUCGCUCGAUUAGCCAGUAAUGGACGCAAACAAAGCCAGUUACGAACUACCCUUCAUUUGGAACUGCCCCAACCUAGCGUGGAAAUCACCGAAUGCUUAGCAGUUUCUGACCCAGAAACUUCUAGAACGAACGCACCUUGGAUAACGGCAUUACUCGAGUUCAUUCUGCACGGCAAGGAGCCACCCGAGGCCUUGGCCGCUAGAAAGCUCUGCACUCAGGCGACACGUUUCUCGGUAAUCGGCACAAAACUGUACAAGAGAGGUUUUUCAACCCCACUGCUUAAAUGUAUCGGACCUGAACAAGCCGAUUAUGUAUUGCGAGAAGUCCACGAAGGAAUUUGCGGUUCACAUUCGGGGGGGCGAACCCUUGCAUCUAAAGUACUACGAGCCGGUUACUACUGGCCGACUCUGAAGAGUGAUUGCGCUCAAUUUGUCAAAACAUGCAUCCAAUGUCAAAAACAUGGUAAUCUGAUUCACGCCUCAGCAGAACAACUACACAGCGUCAGCUCGCCUUGGCCGUUUGCAUUAUGGGGAAUGGACAUACUUGGACCAUUUCCCAUCGCUAAAGGCCAGAACAAAUUUUUGCUAGUGGCAAUCGAUUACUUCACGAAGUGGAUCGAGGCCGAACCACUUGCUACAAUUAUGGCGAACAAUGUUCAGAAGUUCAUGUGGAAGAAUAUCAUUACGCGCUUUGGCAUUCCUCACUCCAUAGUAACGGACAAUGGGUUACAAUUUACCGAUCAAAAGCUCAAUAAGUUUAUCCAAGACUUGGGAAUCAAACAUCGAUUCACAUCGGUUGAACACCCACAAGCCAAUGGGCAGGCUGAGGCCGCGAAUAAAGUCAUCUUCUCGGAGCUAAAAAAGCGAUUAGGGGAUGCCAAAAGCACUUGGGCAGACAAGUUGUUAGAAGUACUGUGGGCUUACCGUUGUACCCCCCAAUCCACAACCGGCGAGACCUCGUUCAGAUUAACAUAUGGGACCGAUGCCAUGAUUCCGGUCGAGGUUGGGGAACCCUCUUUUCCCUGA
Messenger RNA from Cajanus cajan (pigeon pea), 1758 nucleotides. The record is from RefSeq and is a predicted model, not a curated record. Lineage: Eukaryota; Viridiplantae; Streptophyta; Magnoliopsida; Fabales; Fabaceae.